AUGCCCCGGACUCAAAGCGGUCGUCGGAGUUGUGGCGCCCCCCUUGGCGCCGGAGCGCCGUUCCUGGACGCGAGCUGGUCGGCGUGGCAGCGGUGGGAGUACGCCGUCCACAGAGCGUGGUUGUCGGGGGCGUACUUCGGCAGCUGCCGUGCUUCCUUGGAGGGACGUCCGGAUCCGCGUGAUCUCGCCGCGGCGUUCAACGUCGGUGGGCGGUGGGGCACGGGGAAGCCUCCGGCGCUGAGCCUCCAUGAGCCCGGCACGCGCAUGUCCGGCGGCGCCGGGGGUAGUAUGUCCUACAGCUCUGCAACAGGCAGUAAUGAAGAUAUCCACAAUAGGAGAGAGCCACCAGGGGAUCGCGACUGGGGCGCGACCAUCACGACCACGGUGGUGGCGGGCUCACAGAAACGGAUGAUGACGCGCGUCGCUGUCGUCCAUGGCGGUGGCCUCAAGGGCAAGGCGACAUCGCCAUGGCCCCGCUCCCACCUCUGCCUCCCCGAACCUUCUCCGACCAGCGCGCCGCCGCCGCCCCCAAACUUCUCCCACCAGCGCGCCUCCAAACCCCUCCCACCCGCACGCCGCCACCGCCCCCAACCCCCUUCCACGAGCGCCCCGCCGCCGCCCCCAACCCCCUUCCACCAGUGCCCCGCCGCCGCCCCCAAACCCCUUCCACUAGCGCCCCGCCGCUGCCCCGACCACCCUCACACCAGCGCGCCGUGGCGACUCCGAACCCCCUCCGACCAGCGCCCCGCCGCCGUCUGUGCUUCCGUGGCCACUGCGCCGGAUUCCCCUCACCCACUGCAUCGAGUUCGUCAGUUCGCUGGUGUGAUCGACAGGGAUAACCAGGAAGAUGGAAAUCGUGGCACUUGGGGCAUUCCAGGGAGAAGUCCAGCUUGCCAGGAGAACCUGUACUGUUGGAUCUAUCUCGAGAGGACUGAGGGAGCACAUCUCUGCAGCUCUCGAACUUUCAUUGCGAAGAAAGAGAAGAGAGCAGUUGAGUUGAUUGAGGCAGUAAUGCUGCUCCACUUUCUGGUCCUUGAUGAGCCCCUGCGUAGGCGCUUCCUCCUCUCAGGACCAGACCCAACCAUCGUCGCCAUAGCACGGCGCCUACCGGCGAAGGACCACCACCUCCCUGACGACGUGCCCAACCCCGCUGACGAGGCCUGCCGCCAAAACCCUCCUCCUUCCUCCUCGUGUCGGGAUGAACAAGAUCCAGCCGGCGCCUGAAGCUCAUCCCACCAGCGUACCUCCUCCUUCCCCUCGCUGCACGGACCGGUGUGGCAUAGCGUCGCCGCCCAGCAAUGGCGAUUGGACGAGGGAGGUUGGACGGACUGCAGAUUGGCGAUGUUACCCCCCCUCUCUCAAAGACAAUAAGACCAAAAAGCGAUCAGGCCGUUCAGCUCUGGCACCGAAGCCGUUCACCUCUGCCACAGGAGGCCGUUCGACGAAGCAGCGCUCAUCUUGUUGUGUUUUUAAAGUACAUGUUUUAUGUGCUUUUCAGUUCACCUACUUGACGAUUCUAUAGUACACUAGGUGUUUGUGUUGUGCCUUAAUAAGCAUUUGAGAAAACCUUGUAUGGAUCGAAACUACCAUAUGUUCUGUUCUAUUCUUGUAAAUGAAGCUCCACUUCUGUUUUGUUUGAAGUUAUUUGGCAUAAAAAUUAGUAUAUGUUCUACUGUAAAAGACAUAUAAAAUGUCUUGAUGCAUGCUAGCAGAAAUUUGAAAAUACACUCAGUUCAAGUUGUUUGUUGUUA
Messenger RNA from Aegilops tauschii subsp. strangulata, 1751 nucleotides. NCBI's taxonomy places the organism in Eukaryota, Viridiplantae, Streptophyta, Magnoliopsida, Poales, Poaceae. The record is from RefSeq and is a predicted model, not a curated record.